Messenger RNA from Durusdinium trenchii, 972 nucleotides. The record is from the annotation of a GenBank genome assembly. NCBI's taxonomy places the organism in Eukaryota, Dinophyceae, Suessiales, Symbiodiniaceae.
CAGGGCGAAGGUGAAGUCGGAUGCCUGGCUCCAAAAGAAGGAGCAAGAGGCUGAAGAAGCAGAAGCUGCUCGGCUCAAGGCUUUGAAGGCCCAGGAGUGGGACGACAUCCCCGACACCAAGCCUGGAGGUGAAGCGGAAGGCUUCAGCCCAGAGCUCGAGCCACUCGAUGAUUUCGAGGAGGAGGAGACUGGCAUUUAUAGUCCAGUUCUCGAACCUCUUAGCAAGUACGACCCAGAUGAGCUGCUGGAUCCAGAUGAGGACUUGCGAGUGUUGCAGCAGGUCCGAAACACCAUCAUUGAAGCCUUCGGUGGCAGCGCCACCACGGCCUCGCAGCCCUUGGUCGACCGUUCCCGUGAUGACGAGCUCUUCAACGCGGAGAUGGCCAAGGGCAUGGCCUCUGGUGAGACAUCGUUCAAUGCUAUGGGAAAGGGUGACGCGAGCGAAUUCCACGGGGAGGUGCUCUUGGACAAGAAGCGCUACGAGUGGGAAGACAAGUACAAGCCCAGAAAGCCGCGAUUCUUCAAUCGAGUGAAGACGGGCUUUGAAUGGAACAAGUACAACCAGACCCACUACGAUCACGACAACCCUCCUCCCAAGAUUGUGCAAGGCUACAAGUUCAACAUCUUCUACCCAGACUUGAUCGACAAGACCAAGGCGCCCACCUACCACGUGGAGAAGUCUGACACUGCGGACACGGUCAUGCUCCGCUUCAGUGCGGGGCCUCCAUACGAGGACGUGGCCUUUAAGAUCGUGAACCGUGAGUGGAAUUUGUCCCAUAAGUUCGGCUUCCGGGUGGUCUUCGACCGCGGUGUCCUGCAGCUCUACUUCAACGUCAAGCGUUGGCGAUACCGACGGUGACUGAUGUUGGCUUGGUCCACGCGAGUGGUGACGAGCCACCAGCGAUGGACGCAAUGUCUCCGAUCACCAGGGUGGGCCAUGGGGUGGCCAUGGGCUGACUCCUGGAUAGGUAG